Molecule: messenger RNA, 501 nt
Organism: Iphiclides podalirius (scarce swallowtail)
Lineage: Eukaryota; Metazoa; Arthropoda; Insecta; Lepidoptera; Papilionidae
Source: the annotation of a GenBank genome assembly
AUGGCCACGUCGCCACUCAAAAUAGAAACUCCCGCGAGUAAAUCGAGGCAUGAGGGCGCUAACCAAGUCGUGCUCGAGCCCGCUACCCCUCCGAGCGUGACGUUACUUCACGCGCCACGUGGGGAGUGGCAAGUGUAUGUCGGUCUAUUGGGCUUCCUCUUCUCGAGUGCAUUCGGCCUGGUUGGGUCAAAUGGUACUCCGCCAGUGCAAUUGGCACAUAACCCAAUACCUAUCCUGGCUGUUUGUGAUAAAUGCAAUACUUUUGCUGCGUCGGUUGAAAAUAUGACCAACCUGACACACGGCGACCGCGUGACGUUACACAGUGGCAUAACCCGCACCCUCUAUUACGUGACAGAUGAAUUAUCGGGUAGACGCUUUUGUCCGGCCAACAAAAGCACGCGACAUCAAGCUAAUUACCCGACUGCCGAAGGGCGGCCAUCCCCGGGGAGGGGGCGCCCCCUGCUCGGCUCGCCCCGCGUAGCCCGAAUUGCGCUUACGACG